AAGUUGAACUCUCCUUCGUUUCAAUUCAACUCCUUAUACUUCAAUCAAUAUGGGUGAAGCCAAGAAAGUAGUUGUGAAGGUGGAUGUACACGAUGAUAAACAGAAAAGGAAGGCUUUGAAGGCAGUUUCAAGUCUUUCAGGGAUCGAGUCCUUAGCUAUGGACAUGAAAGACAAGAAAUUGACGGUGAUCGGUGAUGUUGAUCCGGUUUGUAUCGUCGGAAAACUUAAAAAACAUUGGUACACAGAGAUAGUGACCGUGGGACCAGCCAAAGAAGAAAAGAAGAAAGUUGGCGAUGCUAAGAAAGACGGUGAUAAGAAAGAUGAUGAGAAGAAAGACGAUGAUAAAGAUAAGAAGAAGGAGGAGGAGGAGGCUAUUAAAAAAUUGGUCGAAGCUUAUAGGGCCUACAAUCCUUGCAUGACACAGCAUUACUGUGUCCAGAGUGUAGAAGAGUAUCCCAAUAGUUGUGUUAUUUGCUGA
Lactuca virosa is the source of this 478-nucleotide messenger RNA. The record is from the annotation of a GenBank genome assembly. Lineage: Eukaryota; Viridiplantae; Streptophyta; Magnoliopsida; Asterales; Asteraceae.